AUGCGAGGCUUCAUUCAAGCUGCGUUGCUGUCGCCUUUGGCUUUAGGGAGUGUGCUCCCCUACGAGGACAAGCAGUUCGAGAAGAGAAGUUUCGAUCGCGUCGAUGACAUCCUCGCUGGCUUGGGUAGCAUCAAGCAGGAUCUGAUGGCUGGUGGUGCUGCAAUCAACCAGCAACUCUACCAAGCUGUUCAACAGCCCGCGCAGUACAAGAAAUGCAACCCCACUAAUAUCCAAGUCAGGCAGGAAUGGUCUACCUUCUCCAAGUCUGAAAAGAAGGCAUACAUUAGCGCAGUUCAGUGUCUAGCCAAGUUGCCGUCGAAGACGCCAAAGGAGACGUGCCCUGGUUGUAAAAAUCGCUAUGACGAUUUCGUUGCGACCCACAUCCAGCAGUCCUUCAAUAUCCACAUCACGGGAAACUUUCUUACCUGGCACCGAUACUUUACUUGGGCGUAUGAGCAGACUCUUCGUAAUGAGUGCGGCUACAAGGGCACCCAGCCCUACUAUAGCUACUCCAGAUGGUACAAAGAUCCCACAAAGUCGCCUCUGCUUGACGGGUCUGAAACAUCGCUCUCCGGCCAGGGUGCCAAGGGUUGUAGCAACCAAACAUUCACCGGCAUUCCUUCGAACAGCGACGUCAGGAUGAAGAUUCCCCAUGGUCCAGGUGGUGGCUGCGUAACCUCUGGACCCUUCAAGGACUGGACUGUCAAUAUUGGCCCCUUGUUUCCCGCAUCGGAAUGCGUUCGACCGAAUCCCAACCAGGAUUUUGCAGCUGGAUUUGGCCUAGGCUACAACCCUCGUUGUCUUGUGCGCGACAUUACCAGCUUCACUGGUGAGGGGUGGUUGAAGGAUGAUGACGUGGUUUCUCUGCUCAAGAGCGAAAGCUACCAAUCUUUCUGGGAAACCUUGCAAGGCGGGCCUCCUCCAGACAGCUUUACGAACAACUUCAUGGGCGUGCACACGGCUGGUCACUUCAUCAUCGGCGGCGAUCCGGCAGGUGAUUUCACGGCCUCUCCUGGUGACCCAUACUUCUUCUUCCACCACGCCUCGAUUGAUCGGCUCUACUGGACUUGGCAAAACCUGAAGCCGAGUGAGCGUACCACUGCUUUGUACGGUCCUACCAUCAUCCAAGAUCUUACCUCGCCCCCUGCAACUCUCAAAGAUACUUUGGACAUGGGAUCUGCAUACCCUGGGCUCAUCACCAUUGGGGAUGCUUCAAGCACCAUGGGUGGUGCACCGUUCUGGCAGAAACAGCUAAUUACUUCGCCUUAUCCCCAAUAA
Messenger RNA from Alternaria atra, 1278 nucleotides. RefSeq lists its product as uncharacterized. Lineage: Eukaryota; Fungi; Ascomycota; Dothideomycetes; Pleosporales; Pleosporaceae. Bases 1 to 1278 code for a protein of 425 amino acids. Gene Ontology annotation, molecular function: oxidoreductase activity. The record is from RefSeq and is a predicted model, not a curated record. The transcript has 6 exons.